GCAGACAGAGACACCAAUGGAGACGCACAUCAGACAACAACUUGUCAUUGAAGUUAGAAUCAUACAGUAGACAUUAGUCUGUUAGAAAGGUAAUCAUACAGCAGACAUUAGUCUGUUAGAAAGGUAAUCAUACAGUAGAAGUAAGUUAAUACUAUAAGUAAAAGUAAAAAUCAUAUAUAUUACAAUGAAAGGUCAGACAGUCUGAAUUAGUUGAUUCAUUGAUUGAUUGGGGUCAUCGUUGAUAUUCGGUACGGUUAGUUAAGAUGGCCGACUACGUCAACAAACAGGUGAUUGAAUUAAAAGAAGUUAAUCAAGAAUACCAGAAUAGAGCAACGAGGAGCGUGAAGACUGAGACCCAUCUCUCAGAUGAAAGACUAAGACUCUACAGGCUGGCUGCUGUGUGUUUAGGAGUGCUGUGUGUUCUACAAGUCACUCUCAACAUCUCCCUGAGACUGGCUUUCUAUAACAGAGGCAAUGAGACUGAAGAGAGAGACCAGCUACAGACCAGUUACAACACCCUGACUAUAGAGAGAGACCAGCUACAGAAGGAAAGAGAUGAUCUCAAGAGAAAGUGUUCUAUUCUGAAACAAACCUGUCCUGAAGGCUGGCAGAAGUUUGAAUCCAGUUGGUACUUCUUGUCUACUGUGAAAAAACCCUGGGGGGAAAGCAGGCAGGACUGUCUGAUGAGAGGAGCAGACCUGGUGAUCGUAAACAGUGAUAAGGAACAGGAGUUUCUCUUCAGCUUCAAUAAGAGAGCAUGGAUUGGUCUGACUGACUCUGUUACUGAGGGGACCUGGAAAUGGGUGGACGGCACCCCACUGACCACCCCAAGUUACUGGCACUCACAGCAGCCUGAUAAUGGUGGUGACAACCCAGCAAAUCGGAAGGAGGACUGUGUUGAGCUGAACACGGAAACAUGGCGUCCUGUAAAGGCAUGGAAUGACCUGUCAUGUUUACUCAAUCGUUACUGGAUUUGUGAGAAAGUGGUUUAACAUCACCAUGACAACAGAGGAGGCUGGUGGGAGGACGCGCACACAUACAGCACCUUACAGUGCACACAACUUCAUUCUCUCUCUCUCUAAGACACACACACACACACACACACACACACACCAACACACUGCUGGUACUGUACUGAGGGGCAAAACAACUUGAUAAUGGUGGAGUACCAAGAUAUAACUAGGACUGUGCUGAUGUUAAUAUUGGGUAUUCUGAACCUGUAUAUAAAUAUUAUGACAUAUCAUUUACCUCUCAACAUAACUGGAUUUGUGAAGAGUUAUACAGUAGCUCAUUAUAUAGUAGUGCUACAGUGCAAAUGCAUCUCUCUCUCUUGUUAAACAGUGUGUAGACAUACUGUCAUCUGUAAAAUGCUUGCUGGGCUUUAAACCCAGCAGGCCCGCCGGCUUUUGUUUUGUUUUUCUGUUUAUGGUGUGUGAAUAUUUUGUGGAUUUCAUUUUUCCGAACAGUUUUGUUGGACUGGGUCUUUAUGCACCCUUGUGUGUGUGGCGUGACCGUCUCUCUGUUUUUUGUAAAUAAACGAUGCACAUCUUUGUACUACCCUGCUCUCUGCGCCUGACUCCUCCACCCACUACUUCUAGAAGCCGUUACAGUCAUGCUUUAGCUAUAUUGUGUAAUUUUGGUAAUUUGUUCAUAAAGUAGCUUCCUGUUUAUCAGAAUUGAGAUGACAGCACUCUUGAGCAAACGGUCGCUGCCAACCCUAAAUCGGGGCGGGGGUUGGUUCUCAGAGUUCUAAUCGUAGUCAGUAGUGAUGUCGGAUGAUGUUUAUUCUGUUUGUAAUCAUAAUGUAGGAUUGUGUGUGUAUGUAUGCGUGUGUGUGUGUUCAGGCAGUUAACCCACUGUUCCUAGGCCGUCAUUGAAAAUAAGAAUUUGUUCUUAAAUGACUUGCCUAGUUAA
Oncorhynchus gorbuscha (pink salmon) is the source of this 1914-nucleotide messenger RNA. RefSeq names its product CD209 antigen-like protein C. Bases 264 to 992 code for a protein of 242 amino acids. The transcript has 6 exons. The record is from RefSeq and is a predicted model, not a curated record. Lineage: Eukaryota; Metazoa; Chordata; Actinopteri; Salmoniformes; Salmonidae.